This is a messenger RNA of Coprinopsis cinerea okayama7#130, 937 nucleotides long. RefSeq lists its product as hypothetical. The record is from RefSeq and is a predicted model, not a curated record. Lineage: Eukaryota; Fungi; Basidiomycota; Agaricomycetes; Agaricales; Psathyrellaceae. Bases 68 to 895 code for a protein of 275 amino acids. The transcript is spliced from 3 exons.
GAGACAAAUACUUCCUUCUCAAUGCUUUAUCUGCUCGACCGUCACUGGCUGACGUCUCUGUUCUGCUAUGCAAUCUCCCCCGGCAUCCAAUACCUCUAGGCGCGUCCCAGUUGGCCUUCCCCGAAAUCCUCGCGAAGGCCGCCUGUUGAAACAGUCGAGUCAACCGGCUUUGACUCGACAGACCACCCAGGCUGAGGGCAGCGUCUGGGAUGACCCGGCGGGUCCAGAACAGAGGAGAUUUGCUGCUAGAUCUCCCCCUCCUUCACUCCCCCGACACGUUACUCAGGAAGUAGCACGGGUUGGGGUCUCUUCCAGUCCACGGCCUCAUCAACGAUGGCAGUCUGUUACGUCUGCCUCAUCCUCGUCCUCUUCGGUCACUUCGUCCCAGGUUAUUUCGGAGAAGGCGCAUACUCGAGCAGUGAGUCAAGACAGGACUGGUAGCGCAAUGCCCGCGGAACAAGGCCAGCCAGCAUUGUGGAGGACAGUUGCCAGCCUAGCGAACAAUCUGACAAUCAAUGUCGGGAUAGCAUGGUCGAGUACUGUUACAACGAAUGAGGGCGAAGAUACGCCAUUGGGUGCUGAAAGCCGGCUCACGCGGGCCAUGAAAGCAUACCAUCUUUCUAAAGCACAGGACCUCUCAGACCUGCCCGAAUGGUUGUUCACGGAGAAAGAGCGACGUUCUCGCCCAGUCGUUGUCCAGGGUAACCAAUCAUAUCGCAACGACCUCGAUGAACGCCCAGCUAGCCAACCACCGCGUCCGGAUCGCAUUCCUACUUCUUCCAACGACAGUCGAAGUAGGGGUGUCGAACCUGCCUCGAGACCUGCUCGAGGUACUGCUGCUACCGACCGUCUCAAGGCACUCCGAGCGAGGGAGCGGCAGUUGAAGGCAAUCUGAAGGAUUUUCCUCGUAAUUGGAUGCAGUAUUUGCUCCGGUUCG